Messenger RNA from Strongylus vulgaris, 339 nucleotides. Lineage: Eukaryota; Metazoa; Nematoda; Chromadorea; Rhabditida; Strongylidae. The record is from the annotation of a GenBank genome assembly.
GGAGGCCUCGACGAAACUAAACGCACUGUGAUCGAAAGCAUCGAAUCAAACCUGCACGGAACCGGAUUAAAGAGAUCGGGGAUGAUUUUUUUUGGUCCUCCUGGUUGUGGUAAAACCCUCAUCGCUAAAGCCGUAGCAACAGAAUUCAAAAUUGCUUUUUUGAAUGUGAAAGGACCUGAACUGCUGAACAAAUACGUCGGCCAAAGCGAGGAGAAUUUGAGAAAAGUCUUUGAGAGGGCUCGGCAAGCAUCACCUUGUGUUAUAUUUUUCGAUGAGCUAGAUUCUCUGGCACCAAGCCGAGGGCGAAGUGGUGAUUCUGGAGGUGUUACAGACAGGUAG